Messenger RNA from Danio aesculapii, 1306 nucleotides. RefSeq lists its product as uncharacterized. Bases 95 to 646 code for a protein of 183 amino acids. Gene Ontology annotation, cellular component: nucleoplasm. The record is from RefSeq and is a predicted model, not a curated record. Gene Ontology annotation, biological process: negative regulation of DNA-templated transcription; protein localization to heterochromatin; negative regulation of gene expression, epigenetic. NCBI's taxonomy places the organism in Eukaryota, Metazoa, Chordata, Actinopteri, Cypriniformes, Danionidae. The transcript has 6 exons.
GUGUUAAACACACGGCGCAGUCUGCAGAUGUCGGAGGAGCUUGAGCUGACACACAUCUCGAAAACACUUCAGAAAUCUUCUGCUUCAGCUCGGGAUGGACUCCGUUUGCAGUAAACCGGAAAAGAAAAGGCAUAUCCAGAGAAUAAGGAGUCCCUCAUGGUACCAUGCUGCCUAUCGGCCAAGGUUUGAGGGGAGGAACUUUCGCUCUCGUUUCAGGAUCUUCAGGGAGGAGCGAGUGUUCCAGCGGCCGCAGUGCAGGAGUCUGCAUCUGAAACCCAGAGCUGCACACACACACACCACAGACGCUCUUGUGCCAUCAUCUGGAGAAAGAUCAUCACUCUCAUUCACAGUCUUACAGAAGGUCAAGAGAGAUUCUGCCUCAUCUGUGACCCGAAAAAGAGCCAUCAAGAAGAAACAAGAGCAGAUCGAGGAGAUCUAUCGACAGGACUGUGAUACCUUUGGCAUGGUCGUGAAGAUGUUGGUGGAAAAGGAUCCAUCAUUGGAGAAGUCGAUCCAGCUGUCUUUGCGUGAAAACCUGCGGGACAUCGGCACUCGCUGCAUCCAGGCCAUGGAGCUGUUCAUCCAGGAGUAUGAUUCCCGAGAGCGAGGCGCUUCGUCUGCUUCCAGACAGCCUUCCAUCAGCUGAAGACUGAGCCCACAUUCACAUUAGUGCUGUACAGUCCGCUUAAAGGUUUAUCACACCUGUAACGAUAUCAGUGUUUCUGAAAAGGGUCUGAAGUGCUGCUCUUGAUGUUACUUGGCUGUCAAUAAGAUUCAUCACAUUUUUGUAUUCAAAGGUUUUUCAUUUAUCUGUACGAGUCGGCUUUUAGAAUAAUUGCGCCAUUAAUCCCAUAGUCAAGAUAUAUUAAGAUAUAUAUACACACAAACACACAAGUAUAAAUGAAACAGACAUAUUUGCAUUUUAUGUUUUCUAGCUGUUAUUAAUUGCAAACUGUAGCUAGGAGACCUGUAGCUUGUUGAGAAACAAGCUUAAAACAUUGGUCAGAAAGGAAAGUAAGCUUAAAAACACUUCAUAAUGUGAAAUGUUAGUUCAGUAUCAAUGGUGCACUAAGCAAUAUUUGAAAUAUGUUUUUAACCACAUUGUGGCAUGUCGGUUAAUAAUAGCACAGGUGUCGGGCCUGUUGGUUUUGUUUUGGUGCUUUCAAAUAUUAACAUUGUUUGGCAAAAUAUGUUUAGUGCACCUUAAAGCUCGUUGUUGAGAUGCUGCCAUUUUAAUGUUCUUAUAAACAAUUGUUUCUGUCUGCUUGCAUUAUUAAUUAAAAACAUUGUCUUCCACUAUAACCUG